Messenger RNA from Sorex fumeus (smoky shrew), 1138 nucleotides. Its product is annotated as mas-related G-protein coupled receptor member A6-like. Gene Ontology annotation, molecular function: G protein-coupled receptor activity. Gene Ontology annotation, biological process: G protein-coupled receptor signaling pathway. The coding region runs from base 101 to 1138 and encodes 345 amino acids. Lineage: Eukaryota; Metazoa; Chordata; Mammalia; Eulipotyphla; Soricidae. The transcript is spliced from 2 exons. Gene Ontology annotation, cellular component: membrane. The record is from RefSeq and is a predicted model, not a curated record.
CUCUAAGGUGUCUUCUGUGCGGCAGAGAAGGAUUCAAAACGAAGGUGAAUCUCUAUAGACUCUUCCUGUCAACAGGAGUCAGCUUGUUACCCAAAGGAAGAUGGAAAGCAGGAACACCAGCAGAGAGUAUCUGAGCAUGAAUGCAACUGUCACACCUUGGGUGAAUGAAAACAUAUGGCAGGAUCUAAUUGACUGGAUGAACUUUUAUAGACAAAUGGAAAUGCCUUUGCUGAUCUCAGCCGUUGUGGAACUCUCUAUUUCCCUUGUGGGGCUGGCAGGAAAUGCUGUGGUGUUCUGGCUCCUGGCUUUCUGCAUGCAGAGGAAUGCUUUCUCCGUCUAUAUCCUCAACUUGGCAGGAGCUGAUUUUGUCUGUCUAUGCACCCACAUGGUAUCCUCCAUAAUGGAUUUUUUCAAAUAUAGCAAACUAGUAUACAGCACCAACCUGUUACGAGUUUUUAUGGUAGGAUAUGUCUUUCCCUAUGUUGCAAGCCUGAGCAUUCUCACUGCCAUCAGCACUGAGCGCUGCCUGUGUGUCCUAAAGCCCAUCUGGUUUCGUUGCCAACGCCCAAAACAUAUGUCAUCUGUCAUAUGUGCCCUGCUCUGGGCCCUGUCCCUGCUCCUGACCAUCCUGAAAAUGGCAUUCUGUGGCUUAUUGUCUUAUCCUUUUGAUGAAUAUUUGUGUAGACUGAUUGAUUUCAGCAUUGCAACAUUGUUGACUUUCUGCUUUACGCUUCUUUUCGGGUGCAACCUGGUUCUGCUGAUCAGAUUGUUGUGUGGCUCCCAGAAGAUGAAGCUGACCAGGCUGUAUGUGACCAUCGGGUUAAAUGUGCUGGUCUUCCUGCUCUGUGGCCUGCCAUGGGGAAUCAGUUAUUUUCUCAUAUGCAGGAUGCCAACUUUGUCUUACAAGGACAACUUUAAAUUACUUGUAGCAACUAAUGUAUUAACCUCUGUCAACAGCUGUGCCAAUCCCAUCAUUUACUUCUUUGUUGGCUCUUAUAGACAGCAGCAAAGACAGCAAAGAAGGAGCCUCAAAUUAAUUCUGCAGAGAGCUUUGCAGGAUGUUCCCGAGGAGGAUGGAAAUCAAGGCAGCAAUCCUCAGCAGACUUGGAAGAUGUCAGGAAAUAUUCAUGUGGCCUAA